This is a messenger RNA of Opisthorchis viverrini, 273 nucleotides long. RefSeq lists its product as hypothetical. The transcript is spliced from 3 exons. The coding region runs from base 1 to 273 and encodes 90 amino acids. NCBI's taxonomy places the organism in Eukaryota, Metazoa, Platyhelminthes, Trematoda, Opisthorchiida, Opisthorchiidae. The record is from RefSeq and is a predicted model, not a curated record.
AUGAUGUGGAUCCCGCAGCUGAAGAAGGAGAACGGCGCAUUGUGGAAGUGCAAGCGAGUUCGAGGUCUAUGCUACCAGCGCCAGAAGCCUGAACCACCGCGAACAUGGCAUCUAGGUGUAGAGUGGGUACCGCAGCUGAACGACUAUUAUUGUUACAAGAUAAGCGACAAUGCGCAGAGUCAUGAGUACGAGGGGUCGUCUUUGGCCGUUGGAUUAGGCUGUCAUACACAGUUGAGACAUCGUGAUCAGCGGCACGCACAGACACGGGCCUAG